Batrachochytrium dendrobatidis JAM81 is the source of this 2016-nucleotide messenger RNA. RefSeq lists its product as uncharacterized. Gene Ontology annotation, molecular function: flavin adenine dinucleotide binding; electron transfer activity; succinate dehydrogenase (quinone) activity. Lineage: Eukaryota; Fungi; Chytridiomycota; Chytridiomycetes; Rhizophydiales. The transcript has 8 exons. The record is from RefSeq and is a predicted model, not a curated record. Gene Ontology annotation, biological process: mitochondrial electron transport, succinate to ubiquinone; tricarboxylic acid cycle. Bases 1 to 1920 code for a protein of 639 amino acids.
AUGUUUUCUGGAGCCGCAUUGCGAAAGUCUGCUAGGAUUGUUCAACACCGAUCUUUUCAUGCAUCGGCCUUUACUCAGAGGAUUUCUACCACUCAGACAUUGAGAGCCUCGGCUGCCCAAUCUACCAUUUCUGCAGCAUAUCCAAUUAUUGAUCACACCUACGAUGCACUAGUUGUUGGUGCUGGUGGUGCUGGUCUUCGUGCUGCAUUUGGUCUUGCCAAGGAAGGCUUAAAGACUGCAUGCAUCACCAAGCUUUUUCCUACCCGAUCUCACACCGUUGCUGCUCAGGGUGGUAUCAAUGCUGCCCUUGCAAACAUGACUGAAGAUGAUUGGAGGUGGCACAUGUACGACACCGUCAAGGGAUCAGAUUGGCUUGGUGAUCAGGAUGCUAUACACUACAUGUGUCGUGAAGCUCCACAGUCUGUCAUUGAGCUAGAGCACUUUGGUGUUCCUUUUUCUCGUACUCCCGAGGGCAAGAUCUAUCAGCGCGCAUUUGGUGGUCAGAGUCUGAAGUUUGGAAAGGGUGGUCAGGCUUACCGCUGUGCUGCUGUUGCUGACAGAACUGGCCAUGCCAUUCUCCAUACUCUAUAUGGUCAGUCGCUGCGUCAUGACACCACUUUUUUUAUCGAGUAUUUUGCUCUUGAUCUUAUCAUGGAAAACGGCGAGUGCCGUGGUGUGAUUGCACUCAACAUGGAAGAUGGUACUAUUCAUCGUUUCCGAUCCCACAAAACCGUUCUUGCUACAGGUGGAUACGGACGUGCAUAUUUUUCGUGUACCUCGGCUCAUACUUGCACUGGUGAUGGAAAUGCCAUGGUUACGCGUGCUGGUCUUCCCUUGCAGGAUCUAGAGUUUGUGCAGUUUCAUCCUACUGGUAUCUAUGGUGCUGGAUGUCUCAUCACUGAAGGUUCUCGUGGCGAGGGUGGCUAUUUGCUCAAUUCCGAGGGAGAGCCGUUUAUGGCCAGAUAUGCACCUACUGCCAAGGAUCUUGCCAGUCGAGACGUUGUAUCUCGUUCCAUGACCAUUGAGAUUCGCGAAGGCCGUGGUGUUGGUCCCCAAAAGGACCAUCUUUACUUGCAGCUUAGUCAUCUUCCAGCAGAGGUUCUCCACAGUCGUCUUCCAGGUAUCUCUGAGACUGCUGCUAUUUUUGCUGGUGUUGAUGUCACCAAAGAGCCUAUUCCUGUUCUCCCCACUGUUCACUACAACAUGGGUGGAAUUCCAACUCGCUAUACUGGUGAAGUGAUCAACUACGUUGAUGGCAAGGAUGUUGUUGUUCCUGGCCUUUAUGCUGCUGGUGAAGCUGCAUGCGUAUCGGUACAUGGUGCUAACCGUCUUGGUGCCAAUUCUCUUCUUGAUAUUGUUGUCUUUGGUCGUGCCGCUGCUCUUCACAUCAAGGAUACUUUGGCCCCAGAUACACCUCACAAACCACUUCCUGCCGAUGCAGGUGCUGCCACUAUUGCCAAUUUAGACAAGUUGAGAUACGCCAGUGGUGCCAACCCCACUGCUAAUGUUAGACUUGAAAUGCAAAAGGUCAUGCAAACCGAUGCUGCUGUGUUCCGUACCGAAUCAUCGCUUCUUGAGGGUGUAAAGAAGAUUGAUCAGGUUUCCACCAAGCUUAAGGAUCUCAAGGUCACCGAUCGUAGCUUGAUUUGGAACACUGAUCUUGUCGAGACGCUCGAGCUUCAAAAUUUGAUGACUAACGCUGUUCAGACCAUGCAUUCUGCAUAUGCGCGCAAGGAAUCUCGCGGUGCUCAUGCUCGCGAGGACUUUAAAGAUCGUAAUGAUACCGAAUGGAUGAAACACACUUUAUCCCGACAUGAUCUUGAAACGGGUGCUGUUUCGCUGGAGUAUCGCAAAGUGAUCUCUCACACACUGGAUGAAAACGAAGCCAAGUCUGUUCCUCCUGUUGCUCGUGUCUACUAAACAUUUUGAUAUAUGGCUUUUAGAUUGCCUGCAUUUGUCAAUCUUUUCUCUGAUGUGUUUUGACGACUCGAGACAAUAAAAUUCCCUUUUCGUAUU